AUGAAGUUUGGCAAAAGGUUACGUGAUGAACAAUGUCCCGAGUGGAGAUUGUCCUAUAUGGACUACAAGGGAUCUAAAAAAUUAAUUAAAAGAAUUCAAACUAAAUUGGAGGAGAGAUAUCAUAUUGACUUGCAAAUGAUUUUAAACGAAGUACCUCCGAGUGAAAUUGGUGUACCCACCGAUUACUUGGACAAGGAAUUAACAUCAUUUGCCGAUGAAAUGUUUUAUGCUGCUACUGGUUCCAAUGUAGAGGAAAAGUCAGAAAAUAAUUUUAUUAAUUAUUUGGAGGAGCACGGAUUGGGAGGAAUGUAUUUACAAAUUGUGCCAAAAGAAACUUGCCAAUUUUUCAACAAACUUGAAAAGGAAUUAGAUAAGGUAAACAAAUUUUAUCUUCAAACUGAAAGAAAAUUUUGUGUUAGACAUGCCGAAUUAAUGAUGCAAUUGAGUGUGGGUUUAACAGAACCAUUAUCCAAAAAUGACAAACAAAAAGUAAGAAGUGCAUUCCAAGAGCAUUAUAGAGCCCUUCUUUUAUUAAUGAAUUUUAGAACUCUUAAUUUUCAAGGCUUUUCCAACAUUUUGAAAAAGGAAAUUCCUUUACCAUUCGAAAUUUCCAGAAUGAUCAAGGCAAAGGAAAAGGAAAUAACUAAUGUAGACAGUAUGUACAAUUUUUUGAACAUUCUUUUUCUAACUCUAAUAGAAUUGUUGCACUAUAUUUUCUUCUUCUGUAACCCUAGAUCUGACGAAGACACUAUCGAUAAGGAUAUUAAGAAACUAAAGAGAUUAAAUCCAAGAAAUUUACUCAAGACCAGUCUUUCACAUGUUUCUUCCAUGUUGGGAGGUGGCUUUGCAGCACUUUCAAAAGACAACCAUGACACUUCAAUAGAACUGCAACCGAUCAAGACCCCUAUAACUAUUCCAUCACAGCAACCAAUCCAAACACCAUCUCAACAAAAACAACCAACCUUGAAAAGUACCUAUUCUGUCGAUAGUAUUCACUCUGAAGGAGAUGAAAUAAGAAAGUCCAAUAGCGAGUUUUACAAAAAUCCAAAACCUGCCUCAACCUUUGUUAUUGAUAUUGAGGAAGAGAAUUCAUCCGAUCAAAUAGAUUUAGCAAGAAGAAAGAAUUCCAUCCUAAUAAGUGGUAAUCCUAUCAAUAUCACCUCACCAGUAACUCGCAUACCUCAAUUAGCUUCUCCAUCCACUACUGACACGAUUAAUACUUCAAACGUGACUUCUACAUCUUCUGCAAAGGAAGCUGCAUCCAAACCAAAACUUUCCAUCAGUACUGAUUCGCCACGAAAGAGAGAAACUGUUCUUGUGAAAACCAAAUCAUUCAGAGCAAAAGAAACAGCUUCUUCUCAAUCAGCACCAAAAACUAGAAUUACCAUUGAGGAUGAUGAAGUUCCACAAACACCUCAUUUAACCACAAUUCUUGGUCAAAUCUUUUCAAAUCCUGGUAGUGGAGGUGAAGAAGAUAACUUGGAAACAGACAACCAGGAAGUUUUUACAACAUGUAUAGGAUAUUUAAUAUUUAAUCAAGAGACAAAAUUAUCACAGAAGGAAAUUGAAGAUCUCAACCUUUCGGAUCAAGAUGCAGAUUAUUAUCCUUUAAAUUUUAGAAUUAGAGUUGGAGUUAUUUAUUUAUUAUAUUUCCUGUAUUGUACACAACCAAAAACUAUUCAAUCAGCAUCUCACAAACAAAAACCAGUACAAAUCAAAAUAUCAAUUGAUGCUUUUAAAGAACUUGUAAAUAUGAUGGAACAAUUUAUCGAGAAGGAUUUGACAGAGCCUUAUAUUGUGUUGAGCAGACUGAGAAGUCUUUCUGCUUUCGAAUAUUGUGCAAUGACCUAUGUUGAUCCAGUAAUGAGCUCUCUCAAAGAUCCUAAUGAUAAUUUGGAAGAAGAGUUGGUAUCUGAUGAAGUUGCCAAAAUUGCCACCACAAGUCACAUACCUAAAUUGGCUAUGGAAGAAUUGAAACAAGUUGCUGUUGACUAUCAAACAGUUAAAGAAGAUAUUGUAAAAGGAAUUGAACGAUCAAGUGAUAAUAUUACUCAUCAACAUACAGUUAUAGGACAAAUAUCUGUUGCUAAAAGUUUAGGGUUAUGUAAAUCUGAAUUUGUGGACGAAUUAAAAAGUCAAAGUAAUAGCUUGGUAGUAACAGAUGAACUAAAGAUCACUCAAUUUUUGGAUAAGUGGGAGAAUGACCCUUCAGGAAGUUCACUUAUUAAAAAGAAGAGAAGGAAAAAGAGAGUUAAGAAAAAAGAUGAUGAUACUCCAAAGGUGGUCAACCAAACAACCAAAAAACCUCCAUCAAAAGUUUCCAUCGAGGUCAGUAAGGCUGUCAAUGAUUAUAUUGCUACAUCAUUCCAACCUGGAGAAGAGGAACCUACUAAAAAGAAAAAGAAGGCUGCCCCAAAAAGAAAAAAGGAUCAAGAUGAAGAAAAUGAGGAACCAAAGAAGAAGAAAUCAAAAAAGAAGGAAUCUACCGAAUCAUCUGAAAAAAAGACCAAGAAGAAAUCAAAGAAGAAAGAUGAUCAAAUUGUCGAGGAAGAAGCUGGAGAACCCAAGAAAAAGAAAUCAAAGAAGAGGGAUAAUGAAGAGGAACCAAAGAAAAAGAAAUCAAAAAAGAAAGCAGAAAGUGAAGACGAAUCUGACCAAAAGACUAAAAAGAAAAAGUCAAAAAAGAAAGAAUCUGAAAAAAAGACCAAGUCUUCUUCAAAAAAGAAGGAUACAAGCAAAAAGAAGAAAUCUAAAGAUACUGAAGAAAAUGAAGAAGCAAAAGAAACUGGUUUGGAAUAA
Naegleria gruberi is the source of this 2799-nucleotide messenger RNA. RefSeq lists its product as uncharacterized. The record is from RefSeq and is a predicted model, not a curated record. The transcript has 3 exons. Gene Ontology annotation, cellular component: cytoplasm. NCBI's taxonomy places the organism in Eukaryota, Heterolobosea, Eutetramitea, Acrasida, Naegleriidae. The coding region runs from base 1 to 2799 and encodes 932 amino acids.